AUGUCGCCUCGACGUGCUCCCACGAUCCAACAGCUGCCCGUAGAACUUCUCGUGGACACCUUUGCUGCCGCCGACGAGGUCGAAUCUUGGGGGCCAUUCGGGUUCGGCCGCGGCCGCGGCAUCGCGAAGCUCAUGCUCGUAUGUCGUAGCUGGCGCGACAUCGCCCUCUCCACACCUUACUUCUGGCGGCACAUCGACAUCAACUCGGCGGAGCCAUCUCCUCGGGUCCAGUUGCUCCUCGAGCGCUCGUCGGGCUGCACCAUCGACGUCCGGCUGUUAUACCGAGGGCUGCAGGAGGACGGUCCUACCCCGCGCUCAGUCCAACCCCUUCUUCCACACGUCUCCCGCAUUCGGUCGCUCGACGUCAAUCUCACUCAUGAGGAUUUCCCGUUUGUACUUCCCCUCUUCGCGCGGGAGCUGCCCAUGCUCGAGACGCUGGAGAUUAUCCCAGUCCGAGCGGGAACCCGGGCGAUAGAGUGGACUGACUUGGAUCUCUCUCGCAAGGCACAUCCCAAACUCCAGUCGCUCUCCAUACGUCGAGUGUUCCUCCCGCCACCCGGGCACUCGUGGUGCACCCUACGCGUCCUGAAGCUUUACGACUAUCCCACCACCUCCGACGGCCCACUUCCCCUUCAAGACUUUCUCCAAGUCCUGUCCAACUCAAGAGCGUCGCUCGAAGAGCUCUACUUGUGGUUCGGGUGCAUCCAACAUUCCGAGAUUUGCGCCGCGCUCUCGCAAGACGUCGGUUCGCACAUGUCCUAUCGGAACAUGGUAUCGCUCGUCCACCUCCCGCGCCUCCGCAUCUUCUCCGCACAGGGCCCGUUUGUGCUCAUCGCGACGAUCCAACAGGCGCUCAGCCUCCCGGACGACAUCUCGCAGGUUGAUAUCCGCACG
Epithele typhae is the source of this 894-nucleotide messenger RNA. RefSeq lists its product as uncharacterized. NCBI's taxonomy places the organism in Eukaryota, Fungi, Basidiomycota, Agaricomycetes, Polyporales, Epitheliaceae. The annotation marks the transcript as partial. The record is from RefSeq and is a predicted model, not a curated record. The transcript has a single exon. Gene Ontology annotation, molecular function: protein binding.